AUGGCGCGCGGCGCAGGAGCAGGGCGGGGGGCGGCGCGGCCUGCUGGCGGGAAGGGCAGACGGCCCGCCUCCCCCGGCGGAGGAAGAGUGCGGCCGCCGCCCAGCCCCCCGCCCCGCCGGGCUCCGCCCCGUCUCACCCUGGAGGGUGCGGGCCCGAAGGGACCAUCUGUGGAUUGUGCAGAAACCUGCCCUGACCCCGACUGCGGGGUUUUAGGGCUCCGUUUUCAGAGUACCCUUGCGUGA
Messenger RNA from Rangifer tarandus platyrhynchus (Svalbard reindeer), 243 nucleotides. Lineage: Eukaryota; Metazoa; Chordata; Mammalia; Artiodactyla; Cervidae. The record is from the annotation of a GenBank genome assembly.